Messenger RNA from Pangasianodon hypophthalmus (striped catfish), 1845 nucleotides. RefSeq lists its product as uncharacterized. The record is from RefSeq and is a predicted model, not a curated record. The coding region runs from base 1 to 1845 and encodes 614 amino acids. Lineage: Eukaryota; Metazoa; Chordata; Actinopteri; Siluriformes; Pangasiidae. The transcript is spliced from 2 exons.
AUGCCGAUUCGGACUCAACCCGCUGUGUCUCGUGCACACCGCAUCACUCCACACCGCACUCCAUACCGCGUCACUCCACACCGCACUCCACACCGCAUCACUCCACACCGCACUCCAUACCGCGUCACUCCACACCGCACUCCACACCGCAUCACUCCACACCGCACUCCACACCGCACUCCAUACCGCGGCACUCCACACCGCAUCACUCCACACCGCAUCACUCCACACCGCACUCCAUACCGCGUCACUCCACACCGCACUCCAUACCGCGUCACUCCACACCGCACUCCACACCGCACUCCACACCGCACUCCACACCGCACUCCAUACCGCGGCACUCCACACCGCACUCCACACCGCAAUCCAUACCGCGUCACUCCACACCGCACUCCACACCGCGUCACUCCACACCGCACUCCACACCGCACUCCAUACCGCGGCACUCCACACCGCAUCACUCCACACCGCAUCACUCCACACCGCACUCCAUACCGCGUCACUCCACACCGCACUCCACACCGCGUCACUCCACACCGCACUCCACACCACACUCCAUACCGCGGCACUCCACACCGCAUCACUCCACACCGCAUCACUCCACACCGCACUCCAUACCGCGUCACUCCACACCGCACUCCAUACCGCGUCACUCCACACCGCACUCCACACCGCAUCACUCCACACCGCACUCCACACCGCACUCCAUACCGCGGCACUCCACACCGCAUCACUCCACACCGCACUCCAUACCGCGUCACUCCACACCGCACUCCAUACCGCGUCACUCCACACCGCACUCCACACCGCAUCACUCCACACCGCACUCCACACCGCAAUCCAUACCGCGUCACUCCAUACCGCAUCACUCCACACCGCAUCACUCCACACCGCACUCCAUACCGCGUCACUCCACACUGCACUCCACACCGCAUCACUCCACACCGCACUCCACACCGCAAUCCAUACCGCGUCACUCCAUACCGCAUCACUCCACACCGCAUCACUCCACACCGCACUCCAUACCGCGUCACUCCACACCGCACUCCACACCGCAUCACUCCACACCGCACUCCACACCGCAAUCCAUACCGUGUCACUCCAUACCGCAUCACUCCACACCGCAUCACUCCACACCGCACUCCAUACCGCGUCACUCCACACUGCACUCCACACCGCAAUCCAUACCGCGUCACUCCAUCCCGCGUCACUCCACACCGCACUCCACACCGCACUCCACACCGCAUCACUCCACACCGCACUCCACACCGCAAUCCAUACCGCGUCACUCCAUACCGCAUCACUCCACACCGCAUCACUCCACACCACACUCCACACCGCGUCACUCCACACCGCAUCACUCCACACCACACUCCACACCGCGUCACUCCACACCACACUCCACACUGCAUCACUCCACACCGCAUCACUCCAUACCGCACGCCAUACCACACUCCAUACCGCACGCCAUACCACACUCCACACCGCAUCACUCCACACCGCAUCACUCCACACCGCAUCACUCCAUACCACACUCCAUACCGCACUCCAUACCGCGUCACUCCACACCACACUCCAUACCACGUCACUCCACACCGCAUCACUCCACACCACACUCCACACCACGCUCCAUACUGCGUCACUCCACACCGCAUCACUCCAUACUGCACUCCACACUGCACUCCACACUGCACUCCACACUGCACACCAUACUGCACUCCAUACUGCACUCCACACUGCACUCCACACUGCACACCAUACUGCACACCACACCGCACUCCACACCACAUCACUCCACACUUCUGUGCACUUGCGGACCAGCUGACGUGUGCACCUUGGCCUUAA